AUGGGUUCACAUCAUGAAGGAGGAUUACAAAGAAUAUCAGAAAUACACUGUGCUUAUGAACCAUUGCACUAUGUUCUCAUGUUUCCCAGAGGUGAAGAUGGGUGGCAUCCUUACAUUCCUAUAAAAGAAUCUAUAACCUUUGAUGAUGAUAAGGCAAGCACUACAAAAAAACAUGUUAGUGCAAUGAAUUAUUUUGCAUACAGACUUCAAUUAGGUCGGCCAGGUGAAGCAGUAGUCCUACAUCGAUUUGGAAGACUUUUUCAACAGUGGAUUCUUGAUAUGUAUGCAAUCAUAGAACAAAUGAGUUUGAAUUAUUUGAAGUUUAACCAAAAGCAGCUGUGCUCUGAACUAUACAGUGGAUUGCAGGAUGCAGUACAUGCACAAGAUAGUAUGCAUGAAUCAUCAAACAUAGAACAGCAGAUAAUUUUGCCAUCAAGCUUUACAGGAGGACCUUGCCAAAUGCAUCAACUUUAUCAAGAUGGAAUGGCUAUUGUACAAGUGUUUGGCAAACCUGAUUUUUUUAUUACAAUGACUUGCAAUCCACAAUGGCCUGAAAUUACUAAUGAGCUUCUUCCAGGUCAAAUGGCACAAAACAGACCUGAUUUAAUUGCCUGUGUAUUUAAUAUGAAGUUAAAAGUGAUGCUUGGAGAUAUUUUAAAAGAUGAUAUUUUUGGAAAAGUGAUAGCUUACCUUUAUACUAUAGAAUUCCAAAAGCGUGGAUUACCUCAUGCACACAUUCUCUUAAUUCCUGCCCAGGAGCACAAACCCAGGAUGAUUGAUGACUAUGAUGCUAUUGUGUCAGCUGAGAUUCCUGACAGAGAUAGUGAUCCAUAUACAUUUGAUACUGUCAAACGAUCAAUGAUACAUGGUCCUUGUGGUGCUUUUAUGCAAAAUGCCCCAUGUAUGAAAAAUGGAAGGUGUUCUAAGGGAUAUCCAAAGCAUUUUCAGGAAAGUACUGCUGUAAAUAAUGAUGGGUACCCUAUUUACAAGCAAAGAGACAAUGGAAAAACAGUAGAAGUGUGUGGAGCAACAUUAGAUAACAGAUGGGUUGUUCCGUAUAAUCCAUAUCUUUCUACUAGAUAUGAUUGCCAUAUAAAUGUAGAGAUUUGUUCAUCCAUUACUGCAGUAAAGUAUCUCUUUAAGUAUGUCUAUAAAGGACAUGAUUGUGCUACUGUAGAAAUAAGAAGACAAAACCACAAGCAAGAAACUGUUGUACACCUCCAAGUUCAUCUUCCAGGACAGCAUAGAAUUAUAUUUUGGGAUGAUGAAUGUUUAGAAAAUGUAGUUGAACAUGCCAAUUCUGAAAAAACAACACUUACAGCAUGGUUCCAAGUUAACACAUUAUAUCCUGAAGCAAGAGAGCUUACUUAUGGAAAUUUUCCUACUCAGUGGGUUUAUAACAAGCAAACCAAUAAAUGGAGUCCAAGGCAACGUGAAAAUGUAAUUGGGCAUAUGUAUUUUGUUUCUCCAAUGGCAGGCGAGCAAUAUUAUUUAAGAAUUUUACUUAAUGAAGCCAGUGCCAUUUUAGGAUUGCUACAGAAUGGUGAAGAAUGGGAUCAAUGUUUAGCAGAAGCUGCUCAGGUACAGACUGGAUCACAACUAUUUCAUGAUAAUGUUGAAAAUACUGAUAUCCACAACCAAGCUUUAACCCAUUUGCAAUCAAUUUUAAAUAGGUGUGGAAAAUGUCUUAAAGAUUUUCCUGAUAUGCCCAUACCUGAAGUUCUUUCUGAUUGUGAUCAAGACAAUUAUCUAAUUUAUGAAGAACAAAGCUAUAAUAUUGAAGAGCUUACUCAAACAGUUGAAAAUGGAAUUCCUCAAUUAAAUGCAGAUCAGAAAGUUGCAUUUGAAAAAGUUAUAACUGCUGUGGAAAAUCAAACCCCUGCUAUGUUUUUUAUUGAUGGUCCAGGUGGAACAGGAAAAACUUUUUUAUAUAAUGUUCUACUUGCAAAGAUUCGUUUAGAUGGACAUAUUGCUCUGGCAAUAGCUUCUUCAGAUUCUACCUGUUCCAUCUCUCAUGGCUCUGAUACAACCUUACUAUUGCAAAGAACAAGUCUUAUUGUAUGGGAUGAAGCUCCAAUGAUGGAUAGAUAUGCAUUUGAAGCUGUAGAUCACACUUUAAAAGACCUCAUGAAAGCUGUUGAUCCUGAGUUGGAAGGAAAACCAUUUGGAGUUAUGAAACUUAAAAUUAAUAUGCGUCUUCGUUGUACUACUUCUGAUCUUAUUGAACAAGAUGAAUUUGCUAGAUGGCUCCUUAAAGUUGGUGAAGGUCACAUUACUGCUGUUGGACCUGAGAAAAACACUAUUCAGCUUCCUGAUGACAUUGUUUUAUCAUUUGAAGAAUUAACUGACUUAACUCAGUUUGUAUAUUCUGGAUUUUCAUCACAUACCAAUUCACAAUAUUUAGUUGAGCAUGCAAUUCUUGCCCCUAAGAAUGAUCAGGUUAAAGCUAUUAAUGAUAUAAUUAUGACUCAAUUUCCAGGAGACACUGUUGAGUAUCUUAGCACAGAUAUGGUUGAAGAACAGGCUGAGGCAGAACAUUUGUAUCCUGUUGAAUUUCUUAACUCUCUAACUAUUGGAGGUCUUCCACCUCAUAGGCUCAUAUUAAAACCUGGCGCACCAAUUAUUUUAUUAUGCAAUAUUUCUCCUUCUGAUGGUCUUUGUAAUGGAACCAGAUUAGUCUGCCAAUCUUUUAAUAGACAUGUUAUUGAAGCUGAAAUUAUUACUGGAAAACAUUCUGGAAAUUGUGUUUUUCUUCCUCGCAUUACAAUGACACCUUCAAAUACAGAUCUACCUUUUAUUUUCAAAUGUCAUCAAUUCCCUGUGCAGCCUGCCUUUGCAAUGACUAUCAAUAAGUCUCAAGGACAAACAUUAAAUUUGGUUGGUUUAUAUCUUCCAACACCAGUAUUCUCUCAUGGACAAUUAUAUGUUGCCUGUUCAAGAGUAACAUCAUGGAAGAACUUGAAAAUUCUUACCUCUAAAUGCAAUGGAGAAAAUGUGCAUUGUGCUAAUCUUACAUCUAACAUUGUUUACCCUGAAGUGUUACAAUAG
Messenger RNA from Entrophospora candida, 3048 nucleotides. Lineage: Eukaryota; Fungi; Glomeromycota; Glomeromycetes; Entrophosporales; Entrophosporaceae. The record is from the annotation of a GenBank genome assembly.